Messenger RNA from Oreochromis aureus, 1432 nucleotides. It is a transcript of the gene sspn, whose product is annotated as sarcospan (Kras oncogene-associated gene). Bases 215 to 889 code for a protein of 224 amino acids. The record is from RefSeq and is a predicted model, not a curated record. Gene Ontology annotation, cellular component: sarcolemma; dystrophin-associated glycoprotein complex. Lineage: Eukaryota; Metazoa; Chordata; Actinopteri; Cichliformes; Cichlidae. The transcript has 3 exons.
UGUGGCACUGGAGCCGCGUUAGGAUUCCAGUCCAAAUGUUUUCCAUAUUAGUUCAGAGCCUUCUCUGAUUCCAAAUAGCAGCCAUAGCUGUGUUUAUGGUGAGAGAGGGCAGGGAGGGGAAGGGAAGAGAGGGAGACUGCAGGCGGGCUCAUACACCCCAAAGAGUAAAAGUCGUGUAGAGACACAGGAAAAGAAAGUGAAGGCAGAAAGAGAAAUGAGACAGGCACAGAAAGAUUCCUCAGACAAGAAGGAGGGCAAGAAGAAGAGAGAGGAGAGCCCAACACCAGACGAUGGCCAUAAGUGCAGAGUCUGUCGUUUCCCUCUGCUCAUCGCUCUGCUCCAGCUGCUGUUGGGGGUGGCUGUCACAGCCGUGGCCUUCCUUAUGUUGGCUAUCAGUCCCUCACUUUUGGCCAGGGAGACUCCACACUGGGCUGGGAUCAUUCUGUGUUUAGUUUCCAUCCUGGGCUUUGUCCUGUACUGUAUCACCUAUGUCCCUGAUGAGAAAACAUCGAAGCAAUUCAUUGUCAAGCUCCUGUAUUUUGUCCUGUGCAUGAUUGGCCUGGUCAUCUCUGUGCUGGUCAUGGCGUUUGCUGCGCACCAUUACGAGCAGACCAGCAGCUUCAUCUGUGAGCAGAAGGCAGAAGCCUGCAUCUGCAUACUGGAUAAUGAAGAUCUACUAGCUCGCACCUUCACUUAUGAGGGAGUCAGUGACUGCGAGGUGAUCACCGGUUCACUCACACUUUACUUCCUGAUCCAGAUCUUCCUCAAUCUGGCCCAAGCGCUCGUCUGUGCUGUUGGCGCCUUCAUCAUGUGGAAGCACCGCUAUCAGGUCUUCUUUGCUGGGCUUCAGAUUGGCUCUCCCUCAACCCAGCAGUGGCAGAAAGUUUAACUGAUGAUGGCAAAGCUCACGAGGUGCCUCUGGUCGGUCAGCUCAAGAGGGAGGUUGACUGUACACUGGCGGACUGGAAUAUUUGCCUUUUUGUGUGCCUUGGCUUGUUUUCUGUCAGCAUUUCUGUCAGCCAAUCACAUGGUAGCAGCUCAAUGUAUUUAUGCUGGAAGUUGUGCCAGCUUUGUAACAGCCUUUUGCACAAAUUUUGUAUUUUACAUAAGUAAAGUUGUACUUCCAGUUGCCAAUUUUUAGUCCUUGAAAAGAAGUUGUAAAGGCAAAAGCAGCUUAUUGUGUUUCAUAUUUUUGUUCACAAUGUUUUCAUCUCAUUCACAGAAAUUUCAUAACCACAACACCUAAAACACAUCGAAUCACGGUGUUCUUGUGUGAUGAUUUUCAAUUACAGAAUGAAACUGCCUCAAGAAUUAAAAAAGCAGUGUUCACACAUUAGCAAAUAUUAGUAAGAUGUAAGAUGAAUCUUAAACCUUAAAAAUGAAUGCUUUGUUUAUUGAUUAUUGUAACAUAAUAAAAUCCCCAUUUAUUAAA